UUUCAGAACUCACUUAAAAUGAUUGAAGAGUUAAACAGUCUACGAUCUGGUGAGAACAGUGCUUACUACGGUUUAACAGAGUUUUCUGAUCUUUCACAAGAAGAGUUUAUGCAUUACAAGUUGCAUCCUUUGCUGUCAAAGCGUUUGAGGAAACACCCUGGCCAUUAUGUGAGUGCUACAUUCCGAAACCAUGACCAUCACCAUAACCGCUUGAAAAAACGAGCUGUCGAGUCUGACCUACCUCAGAAGGUGGACUGGAGAGAAAAGGGGGCAGUGACUCCAGUGAACAACCAGAAAACUUGUGGAGCAUGUUGGGCAUUCAGCACUGUGCAAACGGUGGAAUCCAUGAACUUCCUGAAAACUGGGCAACUGAUAAAGCUUAGUGUACAGCAGGCAAUCGAUUGUGCUCGCAAUGGCAACAUGGGCUGUGAUGGGGGUGACACCUGCAGCUUGCUCAUGUGGCUGGCGAACAACAAGAUUAAACUGCAGCCUGCGACAAGUUACCCCUUGGUGCUGGAGACUCAAAUGUGCAAACUGAAGAAGUCGACUAUUGGAGUACAGGUUGCCUCCAACUAUACUUGUGACUACCUAGUGGGAGACGAGGAUACACUGCUGUCACUUCUAGCGUAUCAUGGACCAGUGGCGGUGGCAGUAAAUGCUCUCAGUUGGCAAUACUACCUGGGUGGGGUGAUUCAGUUUCACUGUGAUGGCAGUCCACAGAAUCUCAACCAUGCAGUGCAGAUCAUCGGCUACGAUCUGACAGCCCCCAUACCUCACUACAUUGUACGCAACUCAUGGGGCACGACCUACGGUGACAAUGGCUAUUUGUACCUGGCUGUCGGCUCCAACAUUUGUGGUCUUGCUACUGAAGUCACAGGCCUAGAUGUUGUCUAGGUGCCAGUCAAACUCAACAGAUCUCCCAGCCAUGCUAGUACAGUCUUCUCACAUGACAACUAUAUACUAGUUAGAUAUUAUACAGUCAUGAAUUUACAAAUAAGUGACCUUAACAUUAAUUGUAUGUGCCUUUGAUUGUAGAACACAAAGAAGUAGGAAUAUGAUUGUCAUUGUUGGGUUGUGAUAUUCAGUCAACAUUGAGGUCUGUCACUUUCACGUGAAGAAAAGCUGUGUAAGUUGUGUUGUUAUCUAUUUCAGAUUUAUAGAUUUUUCAUAUAGCAUUAUCAAAUGUAAAGUAAAAGUGAGUUCGAGCUCAAAAAACGUGACAAGUUUA
This is a messenger RNA of Homalodisca vitripennis (glassy-winged sharpshooter), 1228 nucleotides long. RefSeq names its product cathepsin O-like. The annotation marks the transcript as partial. Gene Ontology annotation, molecular function: cysteine-type endopeptidase activity. Gene Ontology annotation, cellular component: lysosome. Lineage: Eukaryota; Metazoa; Arthropoda; Insecta; Hemiptera; Cicadellidae. The transcript is spliced from 6 exons. The record is from RefSeq and is a predicted model, not a curated record.